UGCGGCUAGGAGAGAGAGAGAAAGAAUAUUCGCUUGUCUAGGUGCGUGGGUUCACCAAUUUCAGUGAAAACAAGACAGGACUUGGAUGUGUUACGGUGUAAAAGAGAUAGCUGCUUUGGAAAACCACAGAGACGUUCAGCUCUACAGCGGCUUCACUCGAGCAGGGUGCAGUACCAUCAUUCACCGCUGGGUGUCGUGACGCAGUGAGCGCAUAUCGCCGUGGAUUCACCAGUCAGCAAGUCCCCUUCGACGACCAGCAUGAACCCGCUGACGGAAGGAGGCUACGCCGCCGACCUGGAGGCGAACCAGGCCAAAAGGAGAGAUGGGUUUCGACUUCCGAUUGUGAAAUUCCGGAGGAGGAAGGAAGACGAUGAGAAUAUGCCGGGGAAGGGAGAAUACGAGAACUUAGACGAGGUGUCUUCUCACGGAGAAGUCACCAUAGACACGAGGAACGGCGACUUACGUCUUCAGCAACUGGAGAAAGACACUUCGGAAGACACCUUUACAGUGGAGGAUGCAGUGGAAGCGAUUGGUUUUGGAAGGUUCCAGAUCAAACUGUCUGUCCUCACGGGAUUGUCAUGGAUGGCAGAUGCGAUGGAGAUGAUGAUCCUCAGCAUCCUGUCUCCACAGCUCCUGUGUGAGUGGCAGCUCAGUAGCUGGCAGGAGGCCUUCAUCACCACGAUUGUGUUUAUAGGUAUGAUGGUGAGUUCGUCUAUGUGGGGGAACAUCUGUGACAGAUAUGGCCGCAGACUAGGUUUAUUCUUGUGUGCCGUGUGGAUAUUCUUCUACGGUAUCCUGAGUGCUUUCUCACCUACUUACAUCUGGAUAGUGCUGCUACGGGGGAUCGUUGGCUUUGGCAUCGGAGGAGUGCCGCAGUCAGUUACGUUGUAUGCUGAAUUCUUACCACGGAAACAGAGGGCACAAUGUGUGGUCUUCCUGGAGAUCUUCUGGGCCAUCGGGACAUGUAUAGAGGUUGUUCUGGCUCUGAUAGUCAUGCCCACACUGGGCUGGAGAUGGCUCCUCCUCUUCUCUGCAAUACCCUGUCUAAUAUUUGCUGUUAGCUGCAAGUGGUUACCAGAAAGUGCGCGGUACCAUGUGGCGUGUGGGGAGUCUGAGAAGGCACACAACACGCUGAAGAAGAUCGCACUGGAGAACAACUCCCCUAUGCCCCUGGGGAAACAUGUUUUGCGUUUACAGGACAAAAGGGGACAGUUUAAGGAUUUGUUUACUCCUGAACUCAGACUCACAACUGUACUACUGUGGUUUAUAUGGUUCUCUAAUGCCUUCUCCUACUAUGGGAUAGUCUUGAUGACAACUGAGUUGUUCCAGGCUGAAGACUCAGAAAGUGCAAGUUUCUGCAGUGCGAACCAAAAAGACCAUGCAUUGUUUAAGUGUUAUGCGGGCUGCAAGUAUCUAAAUAGGAAAGACUACACAGACUUGCUGUGGACUACAGUAGCAGAGUUUCCAGGACUAUUAGUAACCAUGCUGAUUAUAGAGUGGUUAGGAAGGAAGCGUACCAUGGCCCUGGAGUUUGUCGUCUUUGCCUUCUUCACAUUCCUACUCCUGACUUGUGGUGGAAGAACAUGGUUGACCAUCUUUAUCUUCAUUGGGAGAGCCUUUAUUUCUGGAGCAUUCCAGGCUGCUUACGUCUACACACCAGAGAUCUACCCCACAACAACAAGAGCCCUGGGGCUGGGGACGUGCAGUGGAGUGGCCCGCCUGGGAGCACUGAUCACCCCUUUUGUUGCACAGGUGAUGUUGAAAUCUUCCAUCUACCUGACUGUGUCUGUGUACGGCACCAUUUGUGUUCUGGCUGCCAUUGCCUGUUUGCUGCUUCCCAUAGAGACCAAGGGGCGGAGCAUGCAAGAGACUGGGCAGCCUAGUACACAGUCACAAACUCGGUGAAACUGGCCAGUGGAUAGACCUACAGAUGAAACAUACACAUUCUGGAGCUGUUUUCCUUUUUUUUGUAUUAUUAGUUAUUUAUUGCAAAUGAGCUGUGUAUUUCCUGUGUAUUUUAACUUAUUUUUCAUUAUCAUUGUAAACUAAAUGUUAAGGACAAUGUCAGUUGCAAACUCAACAUAGAUGCUAUAAUACAACUUUUCUGAUAGAAUUAUUGAGAAUCAUGACCUUUUCUUUGUAAAUUGAGGUAGCCAAAUUUACACUUCCUAUAUAAUGGUUAAAAAGUUCUCCAAACCAGCAACUUGGGACAAAAAUGACCGAAUACAAUCACUGAAUGUUAUAUGUUUCUUCAAAUUAUAUACAUUUCAAAAUAAUAUUAUGAAUUUCAGUGCAAAAAUACCAGUAGGUUGAUGCUAAACAUUUACAGUAUUCGUUAGAAAACUUAUGGUGUAAAACUCUACAGUUGACUUUUUUGAAAAUUCAUCUUACACAUGUACCUUGUGCUAAUUGACAGACAACGAUGAAAAAUGUGAUAUUUGUGUUUCAAAGAAUGGAAAAAUCAUUAUAUACACAUUAUACAACUACUGGACGUUUCAAAAUGUUUAUUCAUAGAGACUUCUUAACACCAUUUUGCUUUUAUAAAGCAAGUUCUGUUAUAGAAAUAUCUUCAGCUGUAGCAGACUUAUAUCCGAUAGAAUAGACAUUAGUUAUGACCCUUUUAAUGGGCUUCAUCUUAUAAUUAUUUUUGUCGCUUAUUGUGUAAUGCUAGUUUACCUUUAUUUGGCGGUAACCUUUAUCCGUUGCAGUGUAUUUUGCGGUAUCAAGUCUAUAAAUGGUGUUUUCAAAUUGCAGUAUUUUGAUAAUAUUGUAAUUUGAAACCACAGUCAUUCAACUUGAUAUUCCUAAAUACACUGUCUUAAUGAAACAACGGAUAUAGGUUGCCUAUGAAUAAAGGUAAACAUGCCUUACUACUAGAAAAUAAAUAACUUGGUUGCAACAAAAAAAAAAUCUGCACUGAGCUUUCUUGGCAUGGCCAAGUCAUCAAAUCAUGAAAACGUAUGUGGUAUUUUACAAUGUUGUACAAUCAUAGCUAUAUGUGAUUUAAAUAUUGUGGGGCUGCAAGUACUAUCAUGUAGAAAAGAAGGCAGUUAACCAGAAUUGCUCAGCUCCUCUUGGUUAAACUUUGUAAAUGUAUAUUUUGGAUCAUUCCAACUUCUUGAUUUGUGUUUGAGUCAUUAAAAAAAACUAUGUCAGAAAUAAUGAUGUAUCUAUUCUGAAAGAAAACAUUAUAACUUACGAAACCUCAAAUGUGAUUUUUAUGUCAAAAUGUGUAAUAUAAUAGGAACCAAGUACAGUUGUGACUAUGUGAUAAAUGUAUAUAAAAGUCAUGUGCUUGUUUAAAUUGUAUAUGUUGAGAAGUAUAUGUUGUUACAGAGAGAACUGAACAUGACAAAUAAUUAUGACCUCCAAACUAGCUAACGAUAGUUCACCUUUAUCCGCGUUGUAACCUAUAUUCGUUGUUCUUGAAAACGGGUUAUUUAUGGAUGUCAAGUCGUCAUUCAGUGGUUUCAAAUUGCACUUUUGUUCAGAAUAUUACUAGUUUGAAACUACCGUUUGUCGACUUGAUAGUCCUAAAUACUCUGUUUUAAGUACAUGUACAACAGAUAUAGGUUACCCCGCGGAUAAAGGUGAACUAAGAAUACACGGUAUCUGUAUAGUCAUGGGAAAAACAAAAAAAGAUAUUUUAGAUAUGUUAAUGAAGUGGUGGGAAUGAUAGUUUAGAUUUGAGUCCGAUCAAAGUCUACAGUUAAUGUGGAAAAAAUGUGUUUUAACUGUGAAGUAUGUAUGUUCGAAAAAGGAACAGAACAGAGUCACUAUAGAUGCAGAA
Molecule: messenger RNA, 3790 nt
Organism: Branchiostoma floridae (Florida lancelet)
Lineage: Eukaryota; Metazoa; Chordata; Leptocardii; Amphioxiformes; Branchiostomatidae
Product: synaptic vesicle 2-related protein-like
Exons: 17
Coding region: 259-1905 (548 amino acids)
Biological process (GO): transmembrane transport
Molecular function (GO): transmembrane transporter activity
Source: RefSeq, a predicted model, not a curated record